This is a messenger RNA of Phaethon lepturus (White-tailed tropicbird), 320 nucleotides long. RefSeq names its product vesicle-associated membrane protein 4 (gene VAMP4). The record is from RefSeq and is a predicted model, not a curated record. Gene Ontology annotation, cellular component: membrane. Lineage: Eukaryota; Metazoa; Chordata; Aves; Phaethontiformes; Phaethontidae. The coding region runs from base 29 to 256 and encodes 75 amino acids. The transcript has 4 exons. Gene Ontology annotation, biological process: Golgi ribbon formation; vesicle-mediated transport.
GAACCAGGUGGACGAAGUCAUCGACGUUAUGCAGGAGAACAUCACAAAGGUGAUUGAAAGAGGCGAGCGGCUGGAUGACCUACAGGAUAAAUCAGAAAGUUUAUCAGACAAUGCAACAGCUUUUAGCAACAGAGCCAAGCAACUGCGGAGACAGAUGUGGUGGCGAGGCUGCAAGGUGAAGGCAAUCAUAGCACUGGUGGCGGUCGUUCUUCUGCUUGUUAUCAUCGUACCCAUAGUCCUGAAGUACCAUACCUGACGAGGCAGCCGCAGGAGGCUUUGGUGGAGCUGGCUCUGGGAUAACCAAACUGCUGUGUAAUUUA